Vicia faba (fava bean) is the source of this 672-nucleotide messenger RNA. The record is from the annotation of a GenBank genome assembly. Lineage: Eukaryota; Viridiplantae; Streptophyta; Magnoliopsida; Fabales; Fabaceae.
AUGGUGAUAUGCUUUGAAGAUCCGGAGUCAGGGAGAUGCUUGAAAGAUACUCCAACAAAAAUUAAUAAUUUUUCCACCAAAAUGCGUAUUAUUGACUUUGGAAGUGGAAUUGACGAAUUCACAAUAAAGCAUUUGUAUGCCUCGACUGGGCCUUCUAGAGCUGAACAAACUUACGAUUACACACCUCCUGAAGCUUUGCUAAAUGCUACAUGGUAUCAAGAGUCAACAAGCUCAAAUUUGAAGUAUGACAUGUGGAGUGUUGGUGUUGUGAUGUUAGAGAUGGUCUUAGGGACACCCAAUAUUUUCCAGAUAAAUGCUUUUACACGUGCUCUUUUGGACCGCCAUCUUGAGGGCUGGAAUGAGGGUGUGAAGGAGCUGGCAUACAAGUUUAGAUCAUUUAUGGAAUUGUGCAUCUUAAUCCCUGGAGUUUCUGGCAGUUACUCAAAAAAGUAUCACAAAGCGAAUCAAGUUGGAGUUUCGCCUGCAUCCUGGAAAUGCUCUGAAGAGUUCUUUUCUAGACAAAUUAAGGCUAGAGAUCCUCUUAAAAUAGGUUUUUCAAACAUCUGGGCUUUACGGUUAGUGCGCCAUCUGCUACAAUGGGACCCGGAGGAUCGGCCAAGUGUUGACGAGGCACUGCGGCAUCCCUAUUUCCAACCUCCGCCAAGAGGAUAA